AUGGACAGGAAAGUUGCUAGCAACAUGGAGCUUGAUUCUGCUGUCUUCCAAGUAUCCUCGCCUGACAACAGGUAUGAGGCAAUUGCUUGCAGUAAGGGAAAAACAGAACUGAUAGCUUCUGGUCCUUUCGACCAUUUAGUUCUGCACCUGGAGGAUGCCAAAGCAUUCCAAUCUUGUUCAUCAAGUGGUACUUUUAAACUGUUAUUGACUGGGGAUGAAAAGGGCUCUUCCUGGUUUACCAAAUCCACCUUGCAGAGAUUCUUGCAUAUCAUAAAUUCAUCUGAUACAUCAAAAUCGGUCAAUGGAGUUUUAGACGAGAUGUCACAGCUGGAGGAAACGAGAAAGUUUCAUCAGUCGCUCUAUGUUAAGGAGCAACAAAAUGUUUUUAGUGGUGCUUUAACAGGAGGUUUGUUUGGUACUGGUGCCAUAGCACAGCAGGGAAAUGAUGGGCCAAAUUCAUCGGAGACUACAAAGAAUGAAUUGCUUCGAGCACUGGAUUUGAGGUUAACUGCACUGAAGGAAGAGAUCUUGAUCUUAUUGAAUCGAGCAGUUGGAUCCAAUUUAUCGACAAGAGAAAUAUCUGAUUUAUCUGCUUUUGUUCAGAGAUUUGGAACAUCAGAGUUUAGUUGGUUGAUGCGGUGUAUGUUGUUGAUUUUGGAUUGUCAGCCCUCUGAGGUCCCUUUACAGCAAGAUUCUACUACUGAGAAAAUUGACAAGGGUGAGAAUGCACAUAAACCUUGUGAUAUCAGUCCUCAGACCAAUCCCCAGAGGCCCAUUGCCAAUGAUGUCUCUCCAGCAAAGCUUGCACAAAUUGAGCGUGAGAGCUCAACAGAAAGUGAAGAUUCCUCUGAGUCUAGUGAUGAAGGUGAGGCCAUUGUUGAAAGGAGCCGACCUCUUGUAAGAUCUGCUUCACCUAGAAGAUCGGCUUCUCCAAUGCGGAGGGUUCAAAUUGGGAGAUCAGGAUCACGUCGAUCAACAGCAAUUGCCAUCAAGAGCCUCAGUUACUUCCCUCCUAGUCAGAGGAUUCCUUUGGAUAAAGAUGAUGAAAGUAGUACCUGCAAUGGUGAAACUGACCAGCCACCAAGGAAAUCUGACAAUAAUGUAAGAAGGAUGAGUGUUCAGGAUGCGAUUAACCUUUUCGAGAGCAAGCAGAAGGAUCAGAAUCCAGAUUCACAAAAUAAGAAAGCUGGCUUGUUUGCUACUAAGUCUGUCUUAAGAAGGUGGAGUGCAGGAAUGGGUGAUUCUUUGAAUGAAAAGUCAGAAGGAAAAGUCUCAGAGUCCACAUCUGAAAGUAAAUCAAACAUGGCUUCUGAAACAGAGAAGGUUGGAGCUGAAAUGAAGGCUGAACUAGAUAACACACCAAAGAAUUUUGUUACACCUGAGGUUGAAGAUUUAACUUUCCAUGCUAAUUUUCAUGAUAUUGGAGUACCAGAAACGGAGAGCACUGUUUGUAGUAAUAUUUGUGCAGAACAAGCAAAGUUUGGACUGGAGGAAAGCAGUGAUCGGGCAAUGGCCUCUGCAGAGUGGAACCGCCAGAAGGAAGCUGAACUUAAUCAAAUGUUAUUGAAAAUGAUGGAAGUCAUGCCUGGAAAACUUGCGGCUGCUAAUGCCACCGCUGCUGGUCUCAGUUCCACCAAUCAGCAAAAAGGUGUAUCUCAUGGUCAGCAUAGAGAGAAGCGAGACACAAAAGUCAGAACUGAGAAAGGCACAAGGCGACCUGCAAAGGAACCAAGCACCAAGUCCUUGAAGGAAACAGCUGGGCAGAACAAACCAACAAUGACCUCCAAAACUGGCACUUCAGCAGAGAGACGUAUUUCACCAGUUCCGCAAAGGGCACGGCGAAAUUCAUCACCUCCAGUCCUACCCAAAGAAGUAGCUUCAAAGACACCACCAGUCAGAAAAAGCUCACCGAAACCAUCACCUGCAUCUGCAUCUGUGCCUACCACACGAAGUUCAUGGUCAGGUGGUUCUUUGACUAAAGCAACUACAACACAAAAAACUAAAAGCUCUCCUGGGAUGGCUUCGACGUCCACACAAACUAGCCGAAGAAGGACUCCGACAACACCCUCGUCGUCUCAGCCAGCUUCAAAAGUGGAAAGAGCCAUUCAACCAGUGAAGAACAAGAAGGAACCCAUUACUGCUACCAAGCCAGCUAUAAAGGGACAAGAAGAGAAGAAGACAAAAACAGCAACAAAGACAAGCAGAAUAACUAGAGUUUCACCUUCUUCAGGAGAAAAAUCAAGUGUAACAACGAAGCAAAGCUUGCAUAAGGUUUCAAAGAAAAGCAGUGUUGUGCCGCUUGAGUCCAAACCCUUGAAGAAAACCACUGGAAUUAGUCAGAGCAUUGGUUCUGGUACUGUGAAGAGUAAGGUACCCCAACUUGAUGACUCCUCAAAAGAUAGUGGAAGUGUUAACCAAGCUGAAGAUAAGGAGCAAUCUCCUAUGACAACCGAGCCAACUACCAAGGUACUGGAGGCUGAUCUUGCUCAACCAGCACAUGAUGUUGAUGAAAAUUUAGAAAUUUCGCUCGAUAAUGACUUGAAUAUUGAAAAAACAGAGAAACCGGCCUCGAGUUUAACUGCAACAGAAAUGGGCUCCAGUGUCCAUGUUGAACCCUCUACCGAUGAGGUCGAUGAGGCCAUACAACGUCCUGAUGAUGACAUGGGCAUCUCAUCAGCUGCUUGGGUAGAAGUAGAGCAUCAAGAACUAGAAGUCACUGAUUCGAGUGAAAAUGUAGUCGCUGAGGAUGUAACUUCCCCAGGAAUUGCACCAUUGCCAUCAUCAAGCCCAAGAGUGCAUCAUUCGUUGUCACAAAUGCUGCAAGCAGAUAGCAAUGAACCAGAAAUUAUUGAGUGGGGAAAUGCUGAAAACCCACCUGCAAUAGUUUCUCAUAAGGAUUCUCCAAAAGGAUUCAAGAGGCUUCUAAAGUUUGCUCGUAAAAAUAAGGGAGACAAUAAUGCUAACGGCUGGGCAAGCCCCUCAGUAGUUUCUGAAGGAGAAGAUGAACUAGAAGAACCAAGGGGCACUAGUGAUAGUGCCAAUUCGAGCAGGAGAACUUUUGAUGGUUCAAAGACUAAUAGCAUCUUAUCAGCUCAAUCAACUACCGGCAGCUUCAACUCUAUGAACUCGGAUAAGCUACGGGAGAGACCUGGAGCUGCCACAUCAACAAAAGCAUCAAGGUCGUUCUUCUCCCUCUCAAACUUCCGGAGCAGCAGAUCAAACGAGUCGAAGCUUCGAUAG
Miscanthus lutarioriparius is the source of this 3240-nucleotide messenger RNA. NCBI's taxonomy places the organism in Eukaryota, Viridiplantae, Streptophyta, Magnoliopsida, Poales, Poaceae. The record is from the annotation of a GenBank genome assembly.